AUGCCUGGGGGCAAAGCGAAGGUACCGGAAUACCCACGACCAGUUUCGCCAGUCUCUGCAGAGGAAUACCCAAUUUGUCACAAUACCAUAGUAUACGACGAGGGUGAUGAGGACCCUGACGAUUCCCCAGAGAAGAGGGCGGCGAAAAGGCGACGAAUUGAGAGCUAUGCUGCGGCAUACUUGCGAGGCCAGCCCUUAUUCAUCCUGAGUGCACAGUUGAAGGGCCCUUUUGAUAAGGGAUGGAAAAAUCCUUGGAGGAGAAAGACGAAGGGAGAAAAGAAUACUGAGACUGGAAGACUACAGUUGGAAGUUCCGGAGACAACUAUCAAGCCUCAACCACAAAUCGCGGGCACCUCACCUCAUGCGAACAAGGUCUCCCAUGAUAUACUGACACCAAUAUACCCUACCAAACAGAUCAGCAAGCAGCAUCUGCCUGGCAAAACGACAAGUACCUCCAAUUCAGUUCUUCCCGUCAAGCAGACGAGUUCCACUGCCGCUGCAUAUAUCGGAACACCAGAAUCAAAGAUACGACAGGUGGAGGACUGGCUUAGGAAAAAUGAGAACAGUUCCCAGCCGGGAGAAUCUCUCCCUCAAUCUUCUCCUAGCCUUUUAACCAGGCCAACAAAGAAGCGCUCGAAAAAGUGGGAAUCGCCUGUUCUUGAAAUUGAAUUCCCCCCAGUACCGGACGAUAUUGUGGGUCAUGUACCUCUACCGCCUCUACAACGUCCGCUGGCACCCGGAGUGGACCAUCCUCCAGCAGCGGAAGAGCAUCUGGAAGUCCCAGCACAUCCAGAUAUAUCAACGACACCAGACAGUCCCCACCGACUAAAUGAUGAGUCAAUGAAAGAUACUCAAAGUGAUGAGCCGCCCGAUGUGUUAGCUACUGCUACACAUCGCCCAAUACUGGCCUCAAAUAGUGGUUCACGAGCGGAGGAUGCAAUCCUCGCCCUGAAGCGGAGGUCUUUGCAUACAAUCCCUCCCUCAAGUCAUUUGCCUGCCUUCGAAUAUCGCCGUGCAACUACCAAAGAGACCAUUCAAGGUGCAGGGUUUACCGGUGCACAAGAGCCCUCCGGGGAACAAACCACUCAAGUCAAAGUUCCAUCGAAUGUUGACAUCCAAACAGCCUCGAAAUCAAGCGAACAGGCAGAGUCGUUACAUACUGCCAUAGAAGGCAACUCGCCUGGCUUGAUCGAACAUGCCACGGCGCCGUCAGUCAAAGCAAACUCAGGACCAAGCACCAAUCGUGACAUUCCAUCUGCCCAGAUCCCAAUCCAAGUUACAUUAGAGUCAGCACCUUCCAAUCUCUCUGGUCCGGGUGCCCUGCUCGAAGAACCCAGGCGGGACAUCGAUUGCAGACCAGAUCAAGGCACAGUGGAUCAAGUCAACGGUGAUGUGCCAGAUGUACCGGAAAAUAACGCUCCAUCCCAGGCGCUGGGGAUCCCGGCACCAGGCCUCUACAAUGGUAUUGCACCUAGAGAUCAGUUUGAACAGCCUGUGGCAAUGCAGUCGGAAACAACGCCGAAGCCCGCAUCGGUAUGGCCAUCAGAUACGCAACAAAUGAUUGAAAGCAUCACGCCGAUUGUUUUCAGCACUAUUAAGAAACCCAAAAAGACAACAGGUAUACAGAACAAUACAACACCACGGACAGCGACGAAAGUGCGCCGGACGAGCAAAGGAAAACGAACAUCUUUUGCCCCCGAAGGAGCCUCCUCCAGUUCCUCCAUGGGAUCGCUAAAAGCUAUCAUGAAAGUCGCCAAGUCUCCAAAGAUGGACCGUGACCACCUCAACUGUCUCAAAACGACGUGGGAGGAUGAAGACGAUGACGAGAACAGUGUCCAUAGUAUCCACCAUGUGUCAGAGGCAAUACCGAACGUCCCGCUUACAGAAAGAGCAACAAAAAAUGGAACUGGAACUCCAAGAGGAAUCUUGAAAUCAUCGUCCAAUCCCAGUGCGUUGGGUCUGAUAUCAGGCAUCCAUAAGACGGCCUCCUCCUCAUUCAAGCAGGAUGCACAACGCGUGAGAGCUCUGGGUAUGAUUGAAGAUGACAUAGAGAUACCUCAGGAUGAUUUUGAUGUUGACGCUGUCAUGGAUGAUCUCGGGAGUUAUCUGGGAACAUGGGAUCCGGAGAAGGAAGCCCUGGCUCUUGGGAAGGCGUCAGAAUAG
Exophiala bonariae is the source of this 2163-nucleotide messenger RNA. RefSeq lists its product as uncharacterized. The record is from RefSeq and is a predicted model, not a curated record. NCBI's taxonomy places the organism in Eukaryota, Fungi, Ascomycota, Eurotiomycetes, Chaetothyriales, Herpotrichiellaceae. The transcript has a single exon. Bases 1 to 2163 code for a protein of 720 amino acids.